UCCAAGAUGGCACCGACCCUGGUGGAGCAUGUUGUGGCAGACGCAGGAGCGUUUUUAAAGAAAGCUCCUCUGCAGGAAAUCGGCAGAAACAUCUACACUCUGAAAGAAGUGGUGAACGAGAUCAGAGACAAACCCACCAGGAGGAGUCUGGCCUUCCUGCCCUACCAGCUCCACUUUAAAGACCCACAUCCAGAACAUGUCAGACAUGUGACGGAGUUCUCCAAGAAGACCGGAGACUACCCGAGUCUCUCAGCCACAGACAUCAAAGUCCUGGCUCUGACCUACCAGCUGGAGCUGGAGCAGGUCGGCUCCCAACACCUGAGGAGAGAACCGGAGGUCAAGGUUAAUAUUCAGGGCACACAGCGCCACCCAGAGACGCCUGUCAACGUCGCAGGAUUUCACUUCCCCUCCAAGGUAAAAAAACCUGUUGACGGUCCGAGCAGCAGACAGACGCCAACACAGACGGAGACUUCACACCAGACGGACACUGAACAGUUCAACACCUUCCAGUUCUGGAGAGAGCCGCUGCUGACGCUGGACGACGACCUGCUGCAGCUGCUGGAUCCAGAGGAGGUUUUAAACUUGAACAACAAACAGAAACAGACUGUGACGGUCGACACCAACGAGUUCAACAGCUUCCAGUUCUGGAGGGAACCGGUGCCGACCAUCGACGACAGUCUGCUGGAGUUACUGGAAGUAGACGGUGUCUCGGUGUCAGACAGCAGGCCGGACACAUCAGCACAGACAGAGGACCAAUCAGACGACGAGGACAAAGAGAACGAGCCUAAAGAGGAAGAGGAGGAUGAGGAGGACGAAGGAGGUUGGAUCACUCCCAGUAACAUCAAACAGAUGAAGAUGGCCUCUGGUGAUUGGACGGCUCCUGCUGAUGUCAGAGUGGGAUGUCUGACCACCGACUUCGCCAUGCAGAACGUUCUGAUUCAGAUCGGCCUCCAUGUUCUCUCUGUGAACGGGAUGCUGAUCAAACAGGCGAGGAACUACAUCCUGAGGUGUCACGCCUGCUUCAAGACGACCAGCAACAUGAACAAAGUGUUCUGUCCUCACUGUGGAAACAAGACUCUGAAGAAGCUGGCGGUGACGGUCAGUGAGGACGGCAGCAUGAAGAUGCACUUCUCCAAAAACCCCAAAGUGCUGAACCCGAGAGGACUGAGGCACUCGCUGCCUCUGCCUCAGGGAGGGAAACAUGGUAGUAACCCCCAGCUGGUGGAGGACCAGCGUUUCCCCCAGCAGAGACUGUCCCAGAAGGCUCGUCAGAAGACAGAUGUCUUCGACCCGGACUACGUGGCCGGGGCCUCGCCGUUCUGCCAGAACGACAUCUACAGCCGAGCGGCCAACCUGCAGAUCAGAGACGGGCAGUGCGGAGGCGGCCGCAGACGAGCCAACCCCAACGCCACCCACAAGAAGUUUGUCAAGAAGAAGUGAAGAGCUGAAGGACACGUGGAGACACGGCAUCGUCAGAUCAGUUUGAUCUGACGUGUCAGAGAGUUAGAGACUGUUCAGGUGGUUUUCAUGUGUGAAUCCUCCAGCAGGGUCAUGUGACCCGUCACUGACGCAGCCUCUGCCCUCAGUGCAUUUCUAUGAAGGUAACUAACUUCACAUCAUGUUUUAAUAGAGGGAAAUGUCCCUGAUGGUGCGUUCAUCGACAGUCUAACAUCUGAGAUUCAAGAACCAGCUGCAGAACAGCUGGAUAUUAUUAUUAUUAUUAUUAUUAUUAUUAUUAUUAGUCAUAGAAAUAAAUGAUGGAAAAAACAACCAAUAAUGUAAUAAACUGAUUAUUAUCCAACUCAACAAAGGAGCAGAUUCACAUCUUUCCCUCCUCAGCCUCCAUGUUUUCAGUUCACACUGCUCCUUUAAUAUUCCCAGCAGCUCCAGCACAGAGACAACCUGUGUAACAGGUAGACGCUGACGGUCUCACGUCUCUGCACGUUGACACCUUCAUAGAAAUGAACUGACAGUAACGACUGUGGUGUUUAAAUAAAUUUUCUACAGUGGCCCUGAAGCUCGACGCUCUGCAACACAACAGGAAGUGUUUCCAGGGGACACUAAAAAGUGAUGCACCUGCUGGGACGCGCUCGUUCAAUGUUUUUCAUUUCAAAUGUCACAAAGCAUUGAACCAGUACGUCCCUUUUUAUUGUCCCGUUAAAACACUUCCUGUUGUGUUGCAGCGCUCUGAGUUUCAGGGCCACCGUACUUUUCAGCCGACAGGUGAAACAUGCAGAAACAGCGUUAAUGUUCUUUAAAAUAUAAAACCAGCAUUUCUCUUGUAUACAGGAUUUCUGAGGUCAUGUUAAGCCCCUCCCUUCCAGACUGAUCAGUAUAUUGUUUCUAUAUUAAUACCCAAUAAAUUUAAAGACUGACUUCA
Molecule: messenger RNA, 2380 nt
Organism: Seriola dumerili (greater amberjack)
Lineage: Eukaryota; Metazoa; Chordata; Actinopteri; Carangiformes; Carangidae
Gene: nob1
Product: NIN1/PSMD8 binding protein 1 homolog
Exons: 10
Coding region: 7-1440 (477 amino acids)
Biological process (GO): maturation of SSU-rRNA; ribosomal small subunit biogenesis
Cellular component (GO): preribosome, small subunit precursor
Molecular function (GO): RNA endonuclease activity
Source: RefSeq, a predicted model, not a curated record